GAGUCUAAAUACUUUCGUUUACGUUCAGGUAUCGCUGCGAUCUGUUACGCAACGUUAGUGCGCUGUAAAACAAUAUGAGCACCUUGCUUCAAACGGUACGAUAUGAUGCUUUACAAAUCAAUACAGGUUCGGUACACAAAAAUCCGAUCGUAUUGAUCCGAUUAUUAAUAUAUAUAUAUAUAUAUAUUAUAUAUUACUUUAAUAAUCAAGUUUUCUAAAAAUACGUUCACGUCAAGAAGAUACGAAUGAGAUGUGAAAAGCAUAUGUCACUUUGUGUAUCAACUCCGGGAUUAUUUGUCAUCGUAAAUAAGUAGUAUACGCUUGCGAUAAGCCGUGUAGAUUAAUAACUACUGCGAGGAGGAUAUCUCCCUCUCCGACUGUCUCGUAUCCAAGAUGUUUUUUCUGAUCCUGUUGGAUGCGGAUUGCUCCGGCCGCAUGCUGGCUACUAUUCUGGUCGCAUGGGUGACGACGGCGAUGAUAGCCUCGAUAUUACUGCAAUGGGAGCACAUGUGGGUUGUUUUGGUAAUAUUGACACUACUUUUCUUCCUGGUUUGCGGAUAUACCGUUUACACCGUGAAAAGAACUCACGCGAGAAUUCUGAUCGAGCAACAAAGAGCGGCGAUUCGGACUAUUUCGGACAUUACUGCCAAUCGCAGACAGGCGGGAUCGUCGACAUACGCGGUGCAUUCUUCUCCAGAUUUACCACCGUCUUACGCGUCCGUGAUGACCGUUCAGGGAACAUCGAGGCCCACUCAGAUGUCAACGACCAUCAAUCCGUCCAACGAGGAUAAAUUCGAGAAUCCUCCACCGUAUUCCAUCGUAAUCGCGUCUAUAAACGCAGCGCAAGAACAGAACGUGGAAAUGUCGAGAGAGCGGCACGUACCGUCCGUGUCCACGGAAAAGAACGACGCUGCUGUUUCAACUACUUCCGCCCUCGCUUCCGCGUCUCAAACGUACCCGCAUCCGAGAUGAUUCACAAUUAACGAAAUUAGUCUUCUUGCGGAAGACGCAAAUGGGUUCACGUCGAAAAAUGCCGUAUUAUACGAUAGUGAAUGAACGGAUUUUUGAUACGAUUACAAUUGAAAUUUUUCUUCAACAAAAACGAUCGUUAUCUUGAAGAUGUCGCAUUUUGGCGAUAUAAAAUGAGCUUCAAAGGAAAAUGACCGAUUAGAAUGUGUACGAUCGAACAAAAAUGGAGUGUUUAUUGUGGACAAAAGGAGAAUCGCAACACAUUUGUUUAUAAUUUAUUUAAAUAUAUUAAAAAAUUGUGUUU
This is a messenger RNA of Cyphomyrmex costatus, 1273 nucleotides long. RefSeq lists its product as uncharacterized. The transcript has 3 exons. NCBI's taxonomy places the organism in Eukaryota, Metazoa, Arthropoda, Insecta, Hymenoptera, Formicidae. The record is from RefSeq and is a predicted model, not a curated record. Bases 394 to 972 code for a protein of 192 amino acids.